AAAUGCCUUCUUCACCCUUGUUCCCCUUACCUUCCAGAUAGUUUCUGCUGUGCAGUACUGUCACCAAAAAUUCAUUGUACAUAGAGACUUGAAGGCAGAGAAUCUGCUGUUAGAUGCCGACAUGAACAUCAAGAUUGCAGACUUUGGUUUCAGCAACGAGUUCACGUUUGGCAACAAGCUUGACACGUUCUGCGGGAGCCCCCCGUACGCAGCGCCUGAAUUGUUCCAGGGCAAGAAGUACGACGGACCCGAGGUGGACGUCUGGAGCCUUGGGGUCAUUCUCUACACACUGGUCAGCGGCUCCCUGCCUUUUGAUGGGCAGAACCUCAAGGAGCUGCGAGAACGGGUCUUGAGGGGGAAGUAUCGCAUCCCCUUCUAUAUGUCCACGGACUGCGAGAACCUGCUGAAAAAAUUCCUUAUCCUGAACCCUAGCAAGAGAGGCACUUUAGAGCAAAUCAUGAAAGACCGCUGGAUGAAUGUGGGACAUGAGGACGAUGAAUUGAAGCCUUAUGUGGAACCUCUGCCAGACUACAAGGACCCUCGGCGGACAGGUGCUUUUUCCGAUUCCUUUUUCCUGCUCUUUCAGCUCGACAACGAUAGCAUUACCCUAAAGCCGCGGCCCCAGCCUGACCUCGCCAACAGCACGGCUCCCUCCCCUUCACACAAGGUACAGCGCAGCGUAUCUGCCAACCCCAAGCAGCGCCGCUUAAGCGACCAGGUACCCACCAUCCCAACCUCCACGUCUUACUCCAAGAAAACGCAGGCUGCCAAUGCCGAGAACAAGCGACCCGAAGAGGAACGGGAGGCCGGGCGUAGCAAGACCGGCAGCACCGUCAAAGUGCCCGCCAGCCCGCUGCCUGGUCUGGAGAGAAAGAAGAGCACCCCAAUGCCCUCCACGAACAGUGUCCUCUCGACCAGCACAAACCGGAGCCGCAAUUCACCCAUGCUGGACCGCGCCAGCUUGGGCCAGAACUCGAUACAGAACGGCAAAGAUAGCCUAACCACUCCGGGCUCCAGGGCCUCUACCGCCUCCGCUUCUGCUGCCGUGAGCUCCGCGCGCCCGCGACAACACCAGAAAUCCAUGUCUGCCUCGGUGCACCCCUCCAAGCCCACGCUGCCCCCCACCGAUAAUAACUGCGAGGCCCAGCGACCUAGCACUGCUCCCCAGCGGGCCCCUGUGGCCUCCCCCUCAGCCCACAAUAUCAGCAGCGCCCCGCCCGAGCGCACCAACUUCCCACGGGGCAUCCAGAGCCGCAGCACCUUUCACGCCGGGCAGCUCCGGCAGGUCCGGGACCAGCAGAACCUCCCUUAUGGCCUCACGCCCGCCUCGCCUUCUGGGAACAGCCAAGGCCGGAGGGGGGCCUCCGGGAGUCUCUUCAGCAAGUUCACCUCCAAGUUCGUACGCAGAAAUCUGUCUUUCAGGUUUGCCAGAAGGAACCUGCAUGAGCCCGAAAGCAAAGACCGCGUGGAGACACUCAGGCCUCACAUGACAGGCGGCGGUGGUGGCGGCGGGGACAAAGAGCGGGACGAGAACCGGGAGGCCAAGCCGCGGUCGCUGCGCUUCACCUGGAGCAUGAAGACCACCAGCUCCAUGGAGCCCAAUGAGAUGAUGAAGGAGAUCCGGAAAGUGCUGGACGCAAACAAUUGCCAGUGCGAGUUGCAGGAGAAAUACAUGCUCUUGUGCAUGCACGGGGCGCCCGGCCACGAGGCCUUCGUGCAGUGGGAGAUGGAGGUUUGCAAGCUCCCCCGCCUCUCGCUCAACGGCGUCCGCUUCAAGCGGAUAUCGGGCACUUCCAUGGCCUUCAAGAACAUUGCCUCCAAAAUCGCCAACGAACUCAAGCUUUAACGGGCCACCCCAGGGGAGGGGGCGCCUGGCCUGCACACGCACGGAGGGGGGUGAGGAGGAGAGCUGCAGCUUCCCUUCGGAGGGGCCCUGGUGCCGGCCAUGCAGGCAGGGGGUGGGCAGGGCAAGGGGGAGGUGGGGGCAACCCCUCUCUCCAUCCUCCCACGGCCCCCCCCUGAUGGAUCUCCAUGGAGACAGGGUGCGUGGGGUAGUGGCUGGCAGCCACUUAGCCGGUCUCCGUGGCAACAGUAAUGGGAGUGUACCAAGGGCUGUUGGAUGAGGGGGCAUCCCUUUUGGUCUCCGUGGCGACCAUGGUACUUUUUCUUCCCCCCCCCCCCCCCCUUUUUCUUCUUGUACAUGAGACAGGGUUUGCAAUUUUACCAAACGCAGCAGAAAGCGGAGACUCUCCCCUCCGGCGCAAGAGCGAGUCCUUUCCCACAAUGCCUUUCCCUCUCACAAUGCCCCUCCUCCUCGGAACCCAGGUUCACAGUUGGGAAGGGGGCAGCCCCUUGGCGCAAGGGGGAGCGGGAGAGCCGAGGUUCUCGAUGGGCAUUAAUGCAGCAACGGUCCCCCCACUCCACCCUCCGGAGUUCCCCUGCUCGAGCCAGUCCUUCCGUGCCAAGGGGCACUUCUGAGGUCCCCCCCUCUGCCUGACCCUUGAAACCCUGGUCCCUGCAGAGGCCGCCCCCACCCCAAACGAAGUGCCCGAAUCCCCCACAGGGUUUUCCUCUCGGCAUGAAACGUUCUUCCUUGCUAGUUGGGAGCGGCUGGGAGGGUUGAAAGGAGGAAGGGCUGGGUGCCGCCAGGCUUCUGUCCGUACAGCAACCCGAGCCAUCACUCCUCCCCGCCUUGCCCCCCCCUUUGUCCAGGCAUCGCAGUAGAGGGCCACUCUCUGGGGCUGGUCAGUGCCCUGUUUACACACUCAGACCCAAAAGAGCGGCCUGCCCCAAGCCGGCAGGGCGCUCCCGUCCGCUGC
Molecule: messenger RNA, 2819 nt
Organism: Python bivittatus (Burmese python)
Lineage: Eukaryota; Metazoa; Chordata; Lepidosauria; Squamata; Pythonidae
Source: RefSeq, a predicted model, not a curated record